Molecule: messenger RNA, 1042 nt
Organism: Teleopsis dalmanni
Lineage: Eukaryota; Metazoa; Arthropoda; Insecta; Diptera; Diopsidae
Gene: Gtpx
Product: probable phospholipid hydroperoxide glutathione peroxidase
Exons: 4
Coding region: 104-943 (279 amino acids)
Biological process (GO): response to oxidative stress
Molecular function (GO): glutathione peroxidase activity
Source: RefSeq, a predicted model, not a curated record
UUUAAUAGUGUCAUGGCCAGUUCACUUGUUCAUUUCUUAAUCGGUGCCUUAGUUACAGCGUUGGGAACUUAUUAUUACUAUUACGUGCAAUUUAGUAGCUAGAAUGGAAAAAUUACAAAAAAUUGGUCAAUUUGCCGUUCUCAAAGCCGAUGUACUUAGAAUCGUAAUAAAUCAAGAACGCAAUAUAUGUACACGCUAUACUCGGCAGUAUCAACAAUUGAAUCAUCAAAAACAAUUCCAACGCUAUCUCAGCAAAAAUCAAGUCAAAGGCCAGCCAGCAACAUUGCCUUCGCAUAUCCUAACAAGAACCGCAAAUAGACGCGUAUAUUUAGUCCUUUUGCCUAUAAGCACAGUUAGUUGUGCCACUGCUGCCAGUCAAUCAGCAACGUUAGCUAAAGAAACAUCGUCUAAGGGUGACAAAUCUGACGAUCUAGAAAACAUGUCAACUGAUUAUAAAAACGCCAGUUCUAUUUAUGACUUCACUGUCAAAGACUCUUUUGGCAAUGACGUGUCUCUGGAUAAAUACAAAGGAAAUGUUGUGUUGAUUGUGAAUAUUGCCUCACAAUGUGGCUUGACCAAGAAUAACUAUAAGAAAUUGACCGACUUAAAGGAAAAAUAUGGGGAAAAGGGUUUGAAAAUUUUGAAUUUCCCUUGUAAUCAGUUUGGUUCACAGAUGCCAGAAGGUGAUGGUGAAGCAAUGGUAUGUCAUUUACGUGAUGCCAAAGCAGAUAUUGGAGAUGUGUUCCAAAAGAUUGAUGUGAAUGGCGCCAAUGCGAUUCCACUAUAUCAAUACUUGAAAGCUAAACAAACUGGCACUUUGGGCAGUGGUAUUAAAUGGAAUUUUACUAAAUUUUUAGUUAAUAAAGAGGGCAUUCCAAUCAAUCGCUAUGCACCCACAACUGAUCCAAUGGAUAUUUCUAAGGAUAUUGAAAAGCUGCUUUAAAUACAAUAGCAUUUAAAUGCUUCAUUUAUUAUCAUUUAAGAUAUAUAAUAUAUAUUUUUAAAAAAAAUAUAAAACAACAUUUGUUUUGGAUUGUUUUAU